This is a messenger RNA of Rangifer tarandus platyrhynchus (Svalbard reindeer), 771 nucleotides long. Lineage: Eukaryota; Metazoa; Chordata; Mammalia; Artiodactyla; Cervidae. The record is from the annotation of a GenBank genome assembly.
AUGUUGGAGGGGUCGCUGGUGGACGGUCUGACCGGGUACCUGGAGUUGCUGUCGAUGGAGGAUCAGGAUGCCAGGGUCCCAGCCCUGGAACCAUUCAGGGUGGAGCAGGCACCACCUGUAAUCUACUACAUCCCUGACUUCAUCUCCAAGGAAGAGGAGGAGUAUUUGCUUCGACAGGUCUUCAAUGCCCCAAAGCCAAAGUGGACCCAGCUCUCUGGGAGGAAGUUACAGAACUGGGGUGGGCUUCCCCAUCCCCGGGGGAUGGUUCCUGAGCGACUGCCACCAUGGCUCCAGCGCUAUGUGGACAAAGUGUCUGACCUCAGCCUUUUUGGGGGUCUCCCAGCCAACCACGUCCUUGUAAACCAGUAUCUGCCUGGGGAGGGCAUCAUGCCCCACGAGGACGGGCCACUGUACUACCCGACUGUCAGCACUAUCAGUUUGGGCUCUCACACCGUGCUGGACCUCUACGAGCCUCGGCAGCCAGAAGACGAUGACCCGACAGAGCAGCCCCGGCCCCCACCGCGGCCGGCCACCUCGCUGCUGCUUGAGCCGCGCAGCCUGCUGGUGCUCCGGGGCACCGCCUACACGCGCCUCCUCCACGGCAUCGCGGCAGCCCGCGUAGACGCGCUCGACGCAGGCUCCCUGCCGCCCAACGCCGCCGCCUGCCCCUCGGCGCAGCCGGGAGCCCGCCUGGUGCGCGGCACCCGCGUCUCGUUGACCAUCCGCCGCGUCCCCCGCGUGCUGCGCGCUGGCCUCCUGCUCAGCAAGUGA